Messenger RNA from Ceraceosorus bombacis, 3088 nucleotides. The record is from the annotation of a GenBank genome assembly. Lineage: Eukaryota; Fungi; Basidiomycota; Exobasidiomycetes; Ceraceosorales; Ceraceosoraceae.
AUGAACAGCAACUUGGGCGCCUAUGGCAACCUCUCGCAGCCGUUGGAUGAAUCAGCCGCUCCGUAAGUAUAGACUUGUGGAAUCAAGCGACUUGAAGCGACGCAGCUUUCAUAUCCUCUGACGUGCGAUCUCUCCACGCAGGUCUGCACCUUCAACAUCACAAGUCGCUCAAGCUUCAGGUCGGUACUUGAGAUGGUGCGACAGGCUAUCCGUCCUGCCUGGUGCAAGUCGGUUGGGUACAAAAGAGUGCACGGACGCCUUGCGUAUCAAGAGAGCAGACUACUUGCGGCGCAGGAACGAUGCCUUCCGAGCGCCGGAUGGCAAACUUCCGCCUGAGCUCACCGACGAGGGGGAAGCGGUGCGAAGGAGUGAUCGCAUCGACGCGAGCGUGAGCAACCCGCUUGGGCUGGAAGAAGACGUGAGUGUCAUCUCGAGCGUUUGCGAUGAGUCCUGCAGCAUGAACACACUUCUACAGGAGGCCUAGCCUGAAGCUGAGCCAGUUCUGCUCCCCUUACGCAGAACCCAUGGCGGAGGCAUAUAGCAUCGAUGUCCAUCAUGACUCAAAUCCAAGCCGAUGUGGAGCGCACCUUUCCAGACGAGGAAAUGUUCCAACCCAAAGAGGUUCAGUCUGCCUUGUCUCGCAUCCUCUUCACAUAUUGCUGUCAAAGCGGAUCAGGAGCAGAGACGGGAUACAGACAAGGAAUGCACGAAUUGGCUGCUGUUUGCUGGCUAAUUAGGAGCACAGACUCGACGGAGCCUCAGCAUCAGUCGUCGUCGGAGGGAGAUCAAAAUCUGCAGAGCUCGCUUACUGCUGAUGUGCGGAGCGUGGAAUGUGACACUUAUGCCAUCUUCGAGGGUCUCAUGGCAAGAGCGGGGGUGUGGUUCGAGUGGAAGCAGGACAGGGUGAGUGAGAGGAGGAUCACCUAGACUUGAGCGAAUAAGCACUUAGCGAUCUGCUGCCCACGCUGCCAUCCCAGCCUUCGACGAGCACAGCUGGGCCCAUGAUGCCUAUCAUGCUCGAAUGUGUCGCGGUACACCAGACGCUGAAUCGAUUGGACCCGCAGCUGCACGCUCAUUUGCAAAGCCUCGGCAUCGAGCCUCAGCUUUACCUGCUCAGGUGGAUUCGACUACUCUUCACUCGCGAGGUGAGAAAGAAUAUUUCAACCCUCGUGUGCGCACCUGCGGUCGCCUCGGCUGAUCAUGGACGGGUCCCUGCAUGCAUCACGCUCAGCUGCCCUUGCCCGAUGCUAUCAAUCUUUGGGAAGCGUUACUUAACACAGACCCCACUCUGAAGCUAGCCCGAUUCAUUUGCAUAGCCAUGCUGCUCAGGAUCCGACGACCUCUGCUCGAAUCAAGUUAUGCCGAAGCUUUUACUCACUUGCUCCAUUUUCCCAAGGCCUGCCUCGCCGCAAGAGGGCAGUGGGCGUCAAAUACAACAGAUGCGACGGCUGCUUCGGUGCAGAGUAGAGGUCUAGCACCUUCCUUGCUGGUUCAGCAAGCUCUGGCUCUGAGGGACACUGGUGGCCGCGGGGCGGUGCUGUGCGCGAGACAAAACGAGGUGAUAUUGGGACUCGACGUUCGGACGCCUGAUGUUGCUGCUGCGACCGGCCCCGAGCCGUCCCAACCUCGCGCCCGGCAAUUACCGAAGACUGUUGCUACAGGACGAGUAACAGGGCACAGACCAGGUCUGAGCAGCGACAGCUUCGCCAGACCAUCAUCCGGUCAGAGCCCCGAACAGCUCAACGAGGCGGUACCACCAGCUUCCGCAGGACUGAUACCUGAUGGUAUAGCAGACCUAGCACGGGGCCUGUACUCACGUGCUGAUGCGCUCGGAGUCAAUCGAGCCCUAGUCAGCGCCAUGGGGAAUGUGCAGCGCACAGUGGGGGCUUAUGCGGCUGUGGGCGCCCAACUCGCAGGCCCUGGACGCACCCCUUCAACGCAAGACGAUGGGUUUCCUCCUAGCAUCGAUCGGGUACCGAGGAGCGCUAUCUCGGCUGGAAUUAGUGCGGCGAGCUCGAGUGCUGGGGCUGUACGCGCCUCUAGAGAUCCAACGACGGAGCUGAGCAUGCUCCGAGCUAGCAAUGCUGCGAUGGGACAAGCGCUGAGCGCUUGCAUUGAAGUCUUGGAGAGAAAUUGGUCGAAUGAGACGGAUCUCACGACUUCCAGCACAAAGGCCAAAGAACAAGAGUUGACGGGCGCACAAAUAGAAGUGCUGAUGAGCAUCACCGCUCUGAAACAUACUCGGGACGUGUUGAUGGGCACCGCUGCGGAAUUCGACCCCGCCACUGUCGCUUGGCCAGACGUUCCUACGUCUGAAGCGAUCAAGCCAAGGCCCAAAGUCGCGAACGCUCCUCUCAUUUCACCGCAGGGCGCCAUGACCUCGACCAAUGUCGCAAACCACAGCCAAGAAGCUCCAACUGAGGCCGUUCCGACUCCAAAGCGCUUACCUCGGGCAGGUUCCAUGGGCUCAGUUGCGGUUAGGGACUCGCGCUCAGCUGCUGCCUCAUCACCAGUCGAACCUUUCCCACGGACUGCAAAUUCAAAUGAGCGCUCGACAGAUCGCAGUGGCCUACCCAACGCCAGGGCGUUUGCCAGGCCGCAAGACGAAGAGGGCUACAAUCCAUUGGCUGGAUUCAGAGCUGCAGCAGAGAAUAGUCGCUUUGGUUCCGCUGCGUUCGAAGAGAAGGAGUCGAGCACGAGCGGACCAAGAGCACUUUCGACCUCCCCAUCAUCUGCACAGACAUCCGCCAUGCGUCCUUCGACGCAGACGCAAGCAUCUCCUGCUCCUCCGACAUCUGGCGACCGACGGCAUGAGGUCAAGGCCCUUUCACCGGCUCGGGAGGCUGGUGCGCACAAGAGCGGUCCAGGAGCCGUGAAUGAGACUACACAGUCAAUUUACCCGCCGCCAGCUUCUUCUCCUCGGUUCAGCACUUCGCCCACCGCACCCACGGCUCAAGAUUCAGGAAUAGGCAAACGGUCAGACAAGCUGCGCAGAUCCAACCCUUUUGCAGCAGCACGCAAGCAACAGGUCGUCUUCAAAGAAGAUUCGACGCCUUCUGUCUCCGGAGAUCCUUUGGGCGCCUCAUAA